UAUGUCACAAAUAUUUUAGGUAGAAAUCCCAGAAAUGUUCAAUCAACAAGACUAUUUCAGUCUCAAACAAAUAACCAUUCAAAAAGUUCGAUCUCAUAAGAUAAUUAUUAAUUUCCGUAGGUACUUACAAACAAAAUAAUUAAAUCGGUAUCUGCAGACGUUUCAAAAAUUGAAGAUUUUCACGCAAAAAGUUGGGCUUUGCGUUCUGAAAUAAAUGAAUUAAACGGCAAAUGUUUAAUUCAAGCCAAAAUAAUAAAAUCAUUGAAAGAUUCCAUUGACGAUUUGGAUAAAAAUAAUGGCUUAAACAAUUUAGUGGAGGACUUGCAAUAACAAGUAAUGACUGCACAAUCUAAUGUCUGCGAGAUGAUGAAGUCGCAUCCUAGUGAAGAACUACCGAGUUAUGACUUACCGGCUCUAGACCCGAAAACAAACGAGAUAAAAGUACUACCAAAUUUAAAAGUUAGUGCUAGUGAUUUUGCCAAAGCCAUAUGCCAGGAAGAAAUGUCAAAAAGAGCCAAAUUGCUAGUAAGAAUGAAGUGGCCUGAUAAGGGUAUAAGAUUGCAGUUGGGCUUUGAUAAAAACGCUCCAGGUGUAAAAAUCCUAAUAAAUGAUCAGGAAGUCACAGAAGUGCAAGAUUUAUGUUUGAAAUGUGAAAAAAUCAAUGUAUUGAAAGAAGGUGACAAGAGAUACCCCAAACUGGUCGACAUAAAAUCGUGGAUUAGCGAGACUCUUAGUGACGAACGUUAUCGAGCGUCAAAAAAAGUUAAAUUAAAGGAACCAAAAAUUAAAAAAAAAAAUAACAUCAAACGGCUAAAUGAAAAUAAAGAGAAUGAUAAUUCUGAAACUGAAAUUAAAAAAAAAAAAAAAUUAUUAUAA
Messenger RNA from Cotesia glomerata, 876 nucleotides. RefSeq lists its product as uncharacterized. The record is from RefSeq and is a predicted model, not a curated record. The transcript has 3 exons. NCBI's taxonomy places the organism in Eukaryota, Metazoa, Arthropoda, Insecta, Hymenoptera, Braconidae. The coding region runs from base 337 to 876 and encodes 179 amino acids.